Xyrichtys novacula (pearly razorfish) is the source of this 3223-nucleotide messenger RNA. The record is from the annotation of a GenBank genome assembly. NCBI's taxonomy places the organism in Eukaryota, Metazoa, Chordata, Actinopteri, Labriformes, Labridae.
AUGGCAGAAAAGUCAAAACAAGGCAAAGUGAGCAGAGAAGUCACAAGCCACCGUGACUGGAUGUCCCAACUACCAUUGGAACUUCAUGGCGUUCCUCUUUUUAAGCUUGCUUUACCAGGUAAGGGGCUGAAAUAAUGCUGUGUCUGACUCUGAUGCUCCACUGAUGUGUUCAAACUUUAUUCUUGGAUCCAUUUUUGCAUGAUAACAAAUCCACAGUCAUAACUCCAUGUGUACGUGUAGAAAAAAUUGUCUGUUAGUCAACCUUAUCUGCUUGUAACAGAGUAUAAAUGUGCACACGACAUCAGCAGUUGUGACUAAUGUUCACAUGCUGCUUGGCCACUACUUGGUGAGGGUACAAAUCUGUUGUUCCAGCAGUAAUUUGAUGUAUGUGGUAACCUGGAAGAGCCUCAGGGUCAGCUGUGAUUUUUGUACAUCUGCUGCAAACAAAAAGAGUUCUGUUUAAAGUUUGAGGGGUUCUCAAAAAGGUAGAAGCUGUGAUGUGCUAACGUUUAAGAGUAUUACAUCUACAAAGAAGCAAAAUUAAAACACACAAGGCUGUUUCUGAAUGAUCUCUAGUGCAAAGUACAACCACUGGACACAAAAAAGUUGUGCUAUUUUGCUCUAAGCAACAGCCUCUGGUCUUAAAGAAAUGAAGCUGUUGCUAAAACUGCAGUUCCCUGUGUGCCUGCUGGAGACUCUGUACAGAAACAUAGGUAACCACAUCCACACUAAUUAAAAAGACCAUUUUUAGAGCACAAGUAGACAAGUUUACAGCCUGGUUAAAAAACAGCUCUGGUCUGAGGACCUCAGAGGUCCCAGGGCAUCCACUGCACAAGAGUGAGUUUUUUGCUUAAGUGUUUGUUUCAAAGUUAUGAAGAUCACAUGCAGGUUUGGCAAAACAGAGGCUGAAUGGACUGACAGGUACAUUGUAGCCAUUUGUGAGGAGGUUAAAGACUGGCCUCCGGUAGUUUAACCAAAAGUUAGGUUGAGUAAGUAUUACCAACAUGACAACAGUUGCCAACACCAGCAAAACACCAGCAAAACACCAGAAAACGUAGGCAGCAAACAUUGGCUUACUUCAUUUCUGCAGGACUAGCAGCAUUUAGGUGCAUCUCAUAAAGAAAACAGUAACAUAACGCAAGGAAAUGAGAGAAACAAAAACUUCCCCUCUGCCUUGUUAAAAAAAAAAAAAACUCAGUAUGAAUGCAUCACUACACUUGCCUCUGUCCACAGGAGUUUUCAGAAUUGACAGAAACUUGAGGUUCCUCACUGGAGCUUUAAGAUUUAUUUAUUCAGAUUUAUUUAUUUAUUCAGGGUGUAUGCAUCUUAAUAAAUGCAGCUGUAAAAAACAAAGCUCUGUUUGUUUGUACAUACUCAGCUUUCUCAGUCACUACAGUGAGAAAUAAGGACAUUUAAAAUCAUUAUAUGUCUAAUUGGACAUCGGUAAUAUAAUCAGCAGUUUACGGCUGUCCAGAAAAGAAAAAACAACAACAAAAAAAACAACAAACAAAUACUGCAUGUUUAACAUUAUAGAUUGUAUGUGUUUGUGUAUCUCUCCUUCAGGUAGCCACGACUCAAUGAGCUAUGAUUUGGACAUCAACUCCUCCAUAAUAGAGCCUGAUAGACUGAAAAGGUUCAGUAGAAUUUACUGUGCCCGUAGAAUGGUACUCAGGUGGGCAGUCACUCAGGUAAAGAGUGGUUCAGACCUGUCAGCAUUAAAUGUAGGCCCUACUUUUGUUUAUAUGAACAAAAACUAGACUUUCUUCCAAUCCAGGAGGAGACCAUCACAAAACAACUGGAUGCUGGUGUUCGCUACUUCGACAUGAGGGUUGCUCGCAAGCCAAAUGACCCCAAUCCCACAAGGCUUUUCUUUUAUCACGGCCUGUACACACGGACUGAUGUGGAGGUAAGGCUUAAAAGACCCUACAGUCCUUCUGACUGGCUGUCUUUGUAGGGGAGACUGGGGGGCAGUUGUUACAUUUUUUACAUUUUCCCUCAUAACCCACAAGUUUUUGAAAUACAACUGUAAUCUUUUUAAGACACAUGUAAAUUUACACUAUAAAACUUAUCAGUGUACAAACCCCAAUUACAAUGAAGUUGUGUAACAACUAAGUGUUAUUAAAGCAAAGAUGAUGUAACACAGCAGAAAACAUGACCCUAGACUAACUUUUUAGGAAGGUAUUAUAGCAUCAAAUUAGAAAUUAGUGAAAAUUUACAAAACAAACAUACAAAAAACAAUCAGGUUUAUCAGUUUGAACAUUAUGUAUCUUUGUAGGUUAUCCAGUUGACUUUGGGUGGAAAGGCAUUAGAAAAUCACUGUUUUCUGUUUUUAUUCCAGUUUACACAUCCCAACCUAGCUGGAGUUAGGGUUUGUAAAAAAGAGCUACAAUGGAGGAAAUGUCUAUGAUAAUGCUGCUGUUGUGCUCAGUCUGUUCUCAGGAUGGUGAAUGAGUGGGCAGAGACACACCCCAAAGAGAUCCUCAUCCUGGCUUUGUCUCACUUUAAAGAGAUGGAUAAACAUCUCCACCAACAUCUUAUUAACUUCAUCAAGACUUUGUUUAGGACUAAACUCUUCCCUCCAAAGGUAUCCUCAGCUGCUUUCUUUCAGUCCAGUCUGAAAUAACUCUUAUUGAUGUCAGGAUAAAAGAACAAACUACUUUUUCAAUGUUUCUCAACAGGAAACCCCUACCCUGAAAAGUUGCUGGGACAAAGACAGAAACAUCAUAGUUUCAUAUGAUUAUCAACAUCAUCAGGCUGAACUCUGGGGUAAAAUCAGAUAUUUCUAUGGAAAAAGCAUGAAUCCAGCAGAAGUUGAAGCAGAGCUCACCCGUGUCUUGGAAAAGUCAAGACCUUCAAAAGGUAAAAGUUCCUGCCUUUUCAGCUCAGUGGGUAAGAUCGUCUAUAGGGUGUUUAGAUCAGAGUCAUUAUUCAUGUGUCUCUGUUUUAUGAGAUGAUUUGUGCACUACAACCCUAACCUGCAGGUUUCUUUGUAUGUGGCUUGAACCUGACGCUGCCCGAUGAUGUGAGGAUACUUAGGUACAUCCUUCGCCUGUGUGACAACCUCGCCAACGUGAUACAGCGGAGCCUCCCCAGGCUGCUGCAGUGGGUGGAGGACCAGGCUGCCAAAACUCCAGUGAACAUUAUUGCCUCAGACUUGGUGACUCGUGACGACUUUGUCUCGAUAAUCAUCAAACAGAAUAUUCAAAAAAACUGGGAAGUAUAG